Messenger RNA from Penicillium lagena, 219 nucleotides. RefSeq lists its product as uncharacterized. Bases 1 to 219 code for a protein of 72 amino acids. The record is from RefSeq and is a predicted model, not a curated record. NCBI's taxonomy places the organism in Eukaryota, Fungi, Ascomycota, Eurotiomycetes, Eurotiales, Aspergillaceae. The transcript has a single exon.
AUGCAACUGAAGUUCCUCCUCUUUGGCCUGGUCACUACUGCCGCCGCUCAUAAUUGGCAGGCUGCGGGCGGCUGCAAGACCAAUUGGGGUGGCAGAUGCCUCAACACGUGCAAGACCGAGGCCAAGGCCAAGAACUAUAGUUGCACUGAGUUUAAGGACGACAUCUGGAAGUCUGACUGCUUCCUUGGCUGGGAGGUCUGCGACUGUGGAUGCUGGUGA